AUGUCAGGAUCUCAGAUUGACCCUAGCCUCUUUACCAACCUGGAUGCCCAGUCGCAGCAGGAAGUGGCCAGAUUCCUCGAGGCAGAAACCUCCAAGUCUAAAGUGCAAAUGAGUAUUCACCAAUACACCGACAUGUGUUUCAAGAAGUGUGUCAAGAAGAUCGAUUCGAGUGAUCUCAAUUCAGGAGAGCAGCAGUGUUUGCAGACGUGUCUGGAUAGGUUUCUGGACACGAACAUCUCAAUUGUGAAGCUGUAA
Messenger RNA from Kuraishia capsulata CBS 1993, 255 nucleotides. RefSeq lists its product as uncharacterized. The transcript has a single exon. The record is from RefSeq and is a predicted model, not a curated record. Lineage: Eukaryota; Fungi; Ascomycota; Pichiomycetes; Pichiales; Pichiaceae. Bases 1 to 255 code for a protein of 84 amino acids.